Molecule: messenger RNA, 978 nt
Organism: Coffea eugenioides
Lineage: Eukaryota; Viridiplantae; Streptophyta; Magnoliopsida; Gentianales; Rubiaceae
Exons: 2
Coding region: 1-978 (325 amino acids)
Cellular component (GO): extracellular region
Source: RefSeq, a predicted model, not a curated record
AUGGAAGGCGAAUUUGAUGCGAGUAAAGCCCGAACCAGAGUAAUUUCGCAUCCUCUUGUUCCUGUGUUUCUAGUGCAUUUGCAGAUGGGUGAAAAGCGAGUUGAUCAAGUUGUUAUUAUGAACACUGGCAGCUCGUUGUUUUGGGUCCAAUGUGAACCAUUUUCAGGGAUGGUUAAUACAUUGUACACCACAUUUAAUCCAUCAACGUCGGGAAGUUAUGAUGCUGAGGUCGAUUGUGACAGGUUCUGUGCCUAUCCUGUUAGAUGCCAAAAAGAUUUUGACGAUUUUCGCAGUUACGAGGUAGCGUAUUUGGGCGGUUAUGUUGGAGGAUUAUUGGCAUAUGAUGACAUAGUUUUCAAGCCAUUUUAUGAUGAUGAAUCCAUCAUUUCCGACGUUGUAUUCGGAUGCACUCAUAAUGAAACCACCCCUUUCGACAUAGCCAAUGGAGUUCUAGGACUUGGUGCAACUGAACUUUCACUAGUUUCACAGUUGAGGAGGUCUGAUCACAAAGAUGGUGCACUUAUUGACACAGGUUCUAGCGUCAGUUUUCUGCAAGAUAUAGCUUACAAUAAGCUUGUAGGAAAGAUUGCUGAAUUCGUAGGGACCUCGUUAGAGAUAGGAUACAUUACCUCUUCUGGAAACAUUAGCCGGCUUUGCUUCAAGGGACAUUUGCAUAGGGACUUCGAGGAGUUUCCCAUUGUUACAUUCCAUUUUGAGCAUGGGACAACUAUGAGACUUGAUAAAGGAAACAUUUUUACGCAAUCAGGACAAAAUCUUGUUUGUUUGAAUGUGGUAGAUGCCUCGCAGGAGAGUCUAGGUUCUAGCCUUAUUGGUGUUAAUCUCCAACAAUUUCACUACGUGUCAUAUGAUAUCUUGAACAAAGAAAUUGGUUUCAUGAUGAUGGACUGUAGAGCUCUGAGGCAAGUUUGCUUAUCAUGUGGGGAAUCUUAUUUGCCGGAGGAUGAACUGCUUAUGUGA